Messenger RNA from Arachis ipaensis, 2549 nucleotides. The record is from RefSeq and is a predicted model, not a curated record. NCBI's taxonomy places the organism in Eukaryota, Viridiplantae, Streptophyta, Magnoliopsida, Fabales, Fabaceae.
AGUUGGUUGGUGAUGGGGAUUACCCUGUUGUUUUUUUUAUAAACUGUUUUAAUUAGUAAUUUUAUCAAGUGUUUUUAAAGUAUAUAUUAGUUAAAUUAUUUUUUAUUUAUUAUUAUAUUUGUUAGGGAAAAAUUAAAGAUUUAGCUAGAGAAUACUAGAAAUAAAAGAGAAAUAGUAUUUUUUAUUUUUAAGAUUGAUUCACUUAUUAUUUUAUUAGUAUUAAAUUGAAGAUGAGUGGUACUUAAUUGAGAAACAAAGAUAUCAAGGGCAUUUCUCGGAAGAAAGAAGUAGAUCAGGAAUUCAAUAGUUGAAGCAUGCUUUGGGCUAUUUUGUGCAAUAGAUUUGUGUCUAUUUAAAAGUCACACGUAGUGUUAUCAUUGACAUUUUUGUAGACUUUUACAUUAGGACUUUUCAUGAAUGAGAGCUCAAUGAGUAAAAUUACUUCUUAUACGGUUGAAUAAGGACUUCAGACUAGUUUUGAAUAUAAUUAGUACUUAAUUAAAGGUAAAUCCGAAUGAGUACCUAACUUCUAAACAUGACAGAUAGCCUGGUAAUGGAUCGUAAAAAUUAGUCAACUUGCAUAAAAACUCUAGAUCAUAAAUUAAUUUACAUAAUCAUUCAUUAGUGUGUUCUCCGUGGUAUGCGAUUAUUUAGUUUUACUUGCCGUAAACAACAUCGGACGUGCGUUUAUUCUGAUCAUAUUUUCAUGCAUUUGCUAUAGAGAUAUUUAUUUUGUUGUUUAGAUGGUCUUGAAGUUAAAUUGUCUAGUUUUGAGUGCAUAGCUAGCUAACUAAUUAUGAACUUUUUUUUUGGAAUUGAAAGAAUGGAGAAUGUACAAUAAAUAGUGAUGAGGCAUUAACAGUUAAGACUUAAGAGUAGUACCAUCUCUCUCUUACUUUCUUUGUGAAACUGCAAAUGCAACUGCAUCUGAAACUACUGCGUUUUAUGUCUGAAAUUGGUGCUGUGUACAAGAAUAUUUAUUCCAACCCGUAGGUGCGGUAAAUGCAUGCAAUGACAUCCAAAUUUUAUUAUUUUACGAGAGGGGGAGGGGGCAGGGGAAAACUAUGAUUUGAGCUGGUUUUUGGAAUUGUAUUUUUGAUGUGCGUUUGGGAGGAUAACAAUCCAACCUCUUGUGGGUUUUGCCAACCUACAUAGCUACUAUCUUUCAUCCAUGUUAAUUCAUUUUUCUGAUUCUAUUUCUAAUUCUUAUUUUAUUAUUUUUCUUUCGCAGUGAAGGCUGUUUUGUUUGGAAGUAACAUACCUACCUAUUCCAUUUUACUUAUUUGCUGAUUCUUUUUGAAAAACAAAAAUGACUAAGAGAAAGACUGUUUCUUCACGUGAGAAUACAUCUACUCAUGAGUUUAAUGAUUCACCACCCGUUGAUCAAAAUGAGUCCUCUGAAUCCAUAGAGCCUGCACCUACUUUAUCUACUGGUUCAGAAGUUCCACAUGUUCAGUUAGAUGUACAAGGAAAAAAGUCCAAUAAGUACUGGACAGUUGAUUUGGAAGAUGCAAAUGGAAUGAUUAAGGAAGGUCACUUAAGGUUGAAAGAUGUGUGGGUGCUGUCUCGUGAGACUAGAAUUAUUGUGCAUUGGAAUGAGUAUGGCCAACCGAUUGGUGAAUCUGGUGGACUUUUAGGCUUGUUUUUGGGAGCUGUUGCUGGAAAUUUCAGUCUUUAUCAUAGAUUCUUUAAAGUUGAUGAUGGACAGCAAAAAAAAUUAAAGUCCAAAACUCAGAAAAUGUGUGAGAAAAAUGCAAGUAAUCGAGAAAAACAAACAAUUCCUCAUACACUCGGAUCCAAGACGAUUGCUAGGAAGAAACACGAGUUGAAAACUGCAAACAAGAGAGUUUUUACUAAAGCUGAAAUGUAUCCAAUUAGUCAUAAGAAGAAGGAUGGAUCUUUUAUUAAUGAUGAGGCUAGAGAGAAAAGUGAACAAUUAACUUUGCUUCAAGCUAAUGAGAGUUCUACUGAUGAUGCAUAUGUCAAGUUAUUUAGAAAAGAACACCCGGGUCGUGUUAGAGGUGUAGGAUUUGGUGUUUGUCCAUCCCAAGUCAUGAAAUCUUCUAAUAGUUUCCGAGGGGUAUCUUCUUUAUGUAAUCAUGACUUUGAUAUGGCUAAAGUUCGCUCUAUGGAAGUAGAAUUACAAGAGAAUAAAGUAACAAUUUCUUUAUUACAAGCCCAGGUGACAUAUUUCAUUAAUCAUUGUAUGGGUGGAAAAGUGCCACAUGACUUUCCUACAGCUACGAAUAAUGAGGUUGCAGACUCUCCAAUAGAGACAAGGCCACCUUCUACUAUUCCAUGAAGCAGUUGUAGAAUUUUAUGAUUGAAGUGACUCAAGACUUUUAUUAUCAAAGUAGCUCUUUAUUUUAAGCUUUUAGCUUAGUUAAAUAUUAGUAGCGAAAUUCUUUUCUAAUUCAAUUUUAGGAUUGCGUUAUUUGAAUUUAAUUUGAUAUGUAAAUAUAGGUGUUAAACACUGAUUGUGUUGGAUUUAUGAUUAUAUAAGACUUAUUAAAUACAUAUUAUAUUUUGAAAUGCAAUGUUCAUAUUAU